Molecule: messenger RNA, 1044 nt
Organism: Saccharomycodes ludwigii
Lineage: Eukaryota; Fungi; Ascomycota; Saccharomycetes; Saccharomycodales; Saccharomycodaceae
Exons: 1
Coding region: 1-1044 (347 amino acids)
Molecular function (GO): oxidoreductase activity, acting on the CH-OH group of donors, NAD or NADP as acceptor
Source: RefSeq, a predicted model, not a curated record
AUGUCAGACAGCAAGAAAACUGUUUUUGUAUCAGGUGCUUCUGGUUUUAUUGCUAAACACCUUAUUAAAAGUUUAUUAAGCUCUAGGAACUAUAAAGUAAUUGGAUCAAUAAGAACCAAAGAAAAGGCCGAGAAAUUGCAUCUACUAUUCAAAAAUGACCCAAACCUAAUAUUUUCAGUCGUGUCUGAUAUUUCUAAUCCAAACGCUUUUGAUGAGAGCUUCCAAAAGCAUGGUGUCCAAAUUGACUAUGUUUUACACACGGCAUCCCCACUAUUUUUCACUGUCAAAGAAAGUUGUGAAAAAGAGAUAUUGGUUCCAGCUGUAAACGGUGUUAAAUCUAUUUUGCAUGCAAUACAGUUAUAUGGACCUAACGUGAAAAAAAUUGUCUUGACUUCUUCUUCUGCUGCCUUGGCACAAGCAAAAGACGAUGCCACACCAGGGCUUACUAUUAAUGAAGCAUCAUGGAAUGCCAUUACUUGGGAAGAAGCCAAAAAAAAUCCAUACUAUGCUUAUUAUGGUAGUAAGACUUAUGGUGAAAAAUAUUUCUGGGAAUUUAUCAACAAACACAAAUCUAGGUUUGCUGGCACUGCAAUUUGUCCAUCUUACGUUUGGGGACCUCAAACUUUUGAACAGGAUAUCAAAAGUACUUUAAAUUCCUCAUGCCAAGUUAUUAAUGAAGUGCUACAUACAAAACCCGGUUCUAUAGUAGACAAUGACUAUUGUGGUUCGUGUAUUCACAUCGAUGACGUUGUUAAAGCCCAUAUAAAAUGCUUAGAAGAUGAUAAUUUAGCAUACGAAAGGCUAUUUCUUGAAAAUGGAAGGUUCACUCUGCAAUCAAUUGCUAACCAAAUCAAUGAAGAUUUUCCGAAUCUAAAGGGCAGAAUUGCCAAAUACAUACAAGGAAUAGACGAAGAAAAAUUUAAAACUAUGGCUACGUUGGAUAACAGAAAAACUAGGGAGUUGCUAGGUUUCCAAUUUAAAAGUUUUAAGGAAUGUAUUGAUGAUACAAUUUCUCAGAUUUUGAAGGUUGAAGGCGGUUUAUAA